Molecule: messenger RNA, 5277 nt
Organism: Dendrobium catenatum
Lineage: Eukaryota; Viridiplantae; Streptophyta; Magnoliopsida; Asparagales; Orchidaceae
Exons: 9
Coding region: 717-4775 (1352 amino acids)
Source: RefSeq, a predicted model, not a curated record
CGCUGUGGCCUUCUCAUUUCCUCCUCUUUCUCAAUUUCUUUCGGCUUUCGCUUUCGGUCUCUGUCUCUCUGUCGUCUGGCUGCAUCAGUUCUAGUUUAAUCUUCUUGCGGUUCUGUUUCGCCUGAUCGCAUCGAGCGACAUAGAAUACCCAGAAGAAAGUAAUUCUUCGAGGAUCGGUAAUCUCGAGAUCGUAUAAGGAGUGCUGGUCUACAGCUGCAAAAUCUGGAGGACUAUCAUUUUGCUGCGCUUUGUUAGGGUUUUGUUCAUCGUCUUCUUCUUUCACGAUCUCUGUUGCUGAUCGGGAGUUUGAUUAGAAGGGGUAUCUUGUCGGUGGGUGGUUCCGAGGAAAAAGGAGUCUGCUUUUGACUUUAUUGCUGGGUUCUUCUUCCCUCCGUUCUUCGUCGUGCUGUUGGGCUCUAACGCGAAAGGAUUCUGACAGAAGAGUGUCUUUUUUAUAUUCUUUAGGCUUUUGGAACUUUUUUAUACGGGGAAGAAAAGGAAAUGUUUGAUCUGGUAGUUCAUUCUGUUAAAUCUAGAUAUUAGGGUUUCCACAGCUCUUCACUUUGGUUUUAGGUCAAAUCAUAGCCAUUCCUGUCCGUUUUACCUGUACAUUGCAUUUAAAUGGAGGUAAUAUGCUGUGCUUGAUAUUGCUAUAUUGAGGAGAAGUGAAAGCGAAGGUGAGACGGCGAGAUUUAAGAAAUCUGCACCAGUUUUAUAUGGGAGGGAAUGAAGCCUGGUCACAUCCAGGUGGCCUACUGCUCAAUGGUCUUUUGCCCAAUGAAGCCGGCAAUGUGCCUAGGGUGCUUGAUGAGGAGCGCUGGGCAAAGGCCGAAGAGAGAACUGACGAACUGCUUGCUUGUAUACAACCUAACAUACCAUCUGAGGAGCGCAGAAAUGAUGUGGCCAAAUAUGUCCAGAAGCUAAUUACGGAGCGUUUCUCCUGUGAGGUUUUCACAUUUGGGUCAGUACCUUUGAAGACCUAUUUACCUGACGGGGAUAUUGACUUGACUGCAUUCAAUAAGGAUGAAGAUAUGAAAGAUAAUUGGGCCAAUGAAGUACGUGAGGUGCUUGAGAACGAAGAAAAAAGUGAGAGCGCUGACUUUCGUGUUAAGGAAGUCCAGUACAUUCAAGCAGAGGUUAAAAUAAUAAAGUGUCUCGUAGAAAAUAUAGUUGUAGAUAUAUCUUUCAAUCAGGUUGGUGGGUUAUGCACUCUAUGUUUCCUUGAUGAGAUCGAUCAUCUGAUAAAUCAAAACCAUUUAUUCAAGAGGAGUAUCAUAUUGAUUAAAGCUUGGUGCUACUAUGAGAGUCGGAUACUUGGUGCUCAUCAUGGGCUUAUUUCAACAUAUGCUUUAGAGACUUUGGUUCUUUACAUAUUUCAUGUUUUUAACAAUUCCUUUAAUGGACCGCUUGAGGUCUUAUAUCGUUUCCUAGAAUUUUUUAGUCAUUUUGACUGGGACAACUUUUGUGUUAGCCUUUGGGGACCAGUACCAAUCAGUUCACUUCCAGAUAUGUCAGCGGAAUCUCCUCGGAAGGAUGGUGGUGAAUUGUUGCUUAGUGGACUCUUCCUUCAGGCUUGCAGUUCAGUGUAUGCUGUUUUUCCAAGUCAAGAAAAUCAAGGUCAACAAUUUGUAUCCAAACAUUUCAAUGUAAUUGAUCCUUUACGUACAAACAACAAUCUUGGACGGAGUGUCAGUAAAGGCAACUUCUAUAGGAUACGUAGUGCAUUUGCAUUUGGAGCCAAAAGGUUAGCUAGGUUACUAGAUUGUCCAAAGGAGGAUCUGAUUGCUGAAGUCAAUCAGUUCUUUAUGAACACGUGGGAAAGGCAUGGCACAGGUAAUAGACCUGAUGCCCCUUCCCUAACUAAUCGUUCUUUGAGACCCUCAAAGAAAGUUUCAGCUGAGUCUAAAAAUUCAGGUGUAACUGCAAGCCUGACCAAAAGUACUGGAAGUAUUGGACCGCAGGUUGGUCUUGACCAUCAGUCCAAAGGAAGCCUUGCUUUCCACCGUUCCGUUUCUCAGGUCCUUAACACGACUCCACAAUCUCCAAAUGCAUACAGGACAAGCAAUCCCUCCAUGUUUUCUCGCGCUCCAGGCCAUAAGGGCAAUUCAAACCAAAUUAAUUCAAGAGACUCUGAUCAUCCGGAAAAAAAUCUUCACUGUGGCAAGCCUGUUAAAUCUGACAAGAAUCAGAAAAUUUUAAGACCCAAUUAUACCGACCUGGACGAACGGGUUAGUUUCCAAUUCUCUAGGACGCAAUCAAGUCCAGAAUUAACAGAGACAUCCGUAAAUGCUCCAUCGCGAAUGAGGACUGGUAGGGUUGCAGAGGCAAGUAAAGCAUUCAGUGAGCAUUUAAGAUCAGAAUAUGGAAGCAGAAGGAAAAACAAUAAUUCUGAAGUUUCAAGCAUUCAAAGUGCAAGGUCUUCGGUUGAUGAUCCUUCAUUUUUUAGGCCAAGUUCAUCUCAGCAGAGCCUUGAGGCUGCUACUGAUUCUAAUAGUGUCUCAAAUAGCUAUCAUGAUGAGACUGGUUUCACCACUGUGGGGGAAGAACUUGCUUCUGUUUCUGAUGCAUUGGAGUUGCAGCAGCAGGAACAGCAGGACAUGAUCAAUUUGAUGGCAUCUUCACGGGUUCAUAAUUUUAUUGGGCAGGUCCAACUACCGAUUCAUUUUAGUUCUCCUCAUCCUCCUCUUCCUCUUUCUCCUUAUCUUGCUUCAAUGGGUUAUGCUCAGAGAAAUUUGGUUACCUUGAUUGACCCUUCCUGGGGAUCUACUAUGCAAUUUCCUCAAGGUUUUGUUUCAUCACAGUUUCCUCAUUAUUUUCCUAAUGUUAAUAACCUGAAGUCAAACUCAGAUGAACUUGAGAGUGGCAAUGAGAUUCCUCAUGUGAAUGCUAUGAUUCCAGAGGAUGGGGAACAUGAUGCAUGGCAUGGUCAUGAUGUUGGGUCAGGCAGAGGUUUUGAAACUGAUAAUGGAGGCCAGAUGCCCCGCUUUGAUGAAAGGCAACAUUCUUCUCCAAGACGAUUUAAAUAUGUUCCUUUAUCAGCAACAAAUAACUCAGUGUCAGGGCAUAAAAAAAUUGCGACAGAAAAUAAAGUAUCUAGAGAUGAUUAUCCUAAUGCUUUUCAACAAAAAAGCAGUGGAACAAAUGACAUUGACAAUGAUAGAAAUGCAAAGAUGAGGCAUAUUCCAGUGCUGCAGGUUAGCUCUGCUAGAGGUAAUCUGUACUCUGAAACUUCAAGGGAUGGAGCAAAUGUGAAGCCUUCCAUAUUAACAAGGAACAAAUGGGGAAGAAGCCCAUCUACUGCAGUUACAAAUUCCCUACGUGGGAAAGCAAAGAGUGAACGGCAAUAUGAAGUUGCAUCAGAACCUGCUUCAUCAUCACAUGAGGAUGAUGAAAGUGGAGGUUGGGCGUCUACAUCAGCUGCAGCUGCCAAUAUGGAAGAGCGUGUCAUAUCAUCAGCUCCUUUGAUUCCCGUGCAUUCUAGGAGCCAGCUAUCUGGAUAUGAACAGGAACAGAUAAGUGGUGCAGAAUCGAUGAUCCCAUUUGCACCAAUGCUUGUUGGUGGUUCUCGACAGAAGUUGGCUGAAAAUUCUGGGGUUAUUCCAUAUACAUUCUAUCCUACAGGUCCACCAGUCCCAUUCUUAACCAUGGUUCCAGUAUACAAUUUUCCGGCUGAUGGGGCAAAUGCUGAUGGUUCAACAAAUCUGGUUGAUAAGGAUGAUGAAGCGGAGCAUCUUCAUGCAUCUUCGUCUGACCAGAACUUUGAUUCUGUAGAGAACUAUGAUCAACUUGAUGGUCUCAUGAAUUUGAGUACCUCAAAAGGUGCAACAGCCCCAGAUUCAUAUGAAGAACACAAACCAGAUAUUCUCCACAGUGAUUUUGCUAGCCAUUGGCAAAAUUUGCAAUAUGGAAGGUUCUGCCAGAACACCCGUAACCAUGGACCAUUAACCUAUUCUCCUCCUGUAAUGGUGCCUCCAGUUUAUCUACAGGGUCAUUUUCCCAUGGAUGGCCCUGGUAGACCACAUUCAGCUAACAUGAACUUUACACAGGUCAUGGGAUAUGGUCCUCGAUUGGUUCCAGUCGCUCCUCUACAGCCUGGUCCUAGCAGACCUUCUGGUGUUUUCCACCGAUAUGGGGAUGAGUCACCAAGAUAUCGAAGUGGCACUGGAACUUACCUCCCAAAUCUAAAGGCUUCUUUCAGAGAGAGACAAUACUCAAAUUCAAGAAAUCACAGAGGCAGCUACAAGCAUGACCGAGGUGAUCAGGCAGACAGAGAAGGAAGUUGGAUUAAUGCGAAAGCACGAUCCGCUGGUCGCGGUCAUGCACGAAAUCAGAAUGAGAGGUCAAACUUCAGGUCUGAUCGAUUGGUUACACCGGAUAAUCGACAAUGGGAUUCAUAUAGGCAUGAACAGUUCGCCCCUCAUCAAGCGCAAAAUAUUUCUUUUAGGCCAUCAAACUUGCAAAACAAUUCUGCUAGCUUGCCAUAUGGCAUUUAUCCUCUACCCGGCGGAGGUUCCAAUGGUGUUGGUUCUUCUGUCCCUUCUGUUGUGAUGCUCUAUCCAUACGAGCAGGGCGUUGGUUAUGGUCCAUCUGCAGAAUCCCUCGAGUUUGGAUCAUUUGGACCAGUGCAUUUGUCCAAUCAUGAAGGUCCAAGACCCAUUGAUGGAAAUCCAAUAAAAAGAAUACAUGAUCCAAGGCAUAGUACUAAUAGAGGAGGAUCUCCAAGAUCUUCACCAGACCAACCCUCUUCACCGCAAAUACCACCAAGGGAACUUUAAAAUUACUGUUGAAGAUCUUCGGACCGGUGGAAUCAAAUCAUUGUGAUAGCCGAUCGAUGGGCUUGUUUUGCACUUUGAUCUUGUAUAUUUUUCUGUUGUAAUUCUGCCUCUUGAUUCAAUUUCCAUUGUACUGAUUUUGUCAUUGUGUACACUAGCUUCUAACCCUCCAUUCCAGUUCUUCAGGGUAAAGGGUCGAAGGGAAGAUGAUGGCUCUUGCUUCUUUCUCCUUGGGUUUACUCUGCAACAGAUAUUAAUUGGUUUAGGCCUCUUUUGUAGUUCCUUGUAAAGCUGUCCCUAAAUAAUUGGGAUAAGGCUAAUGGUGAUGAUGACGAUGAUGAUGAUGAGUAGUUCCUACUAGACUCUUUUUCUAUCAGGUAAACUUCUACAGUCUUAGGACUUUGUUUUACAAAUUAGAUAUUUAGCUCCUUAACUUCUAAAUGAAACCUUUUUAUAGUGUACUAUAUCCCAAUAUUUUGCAUAGAUAGGACUUUUUUUUCAAUCA